UCCCACAGAAAUGGGGAACACCCUGCCCGGAGCUGCAGCCCACGUUACUGAGCAUCGGCACUCCUCACAAACUUCUGUGAAAUUCCGCCAGCGUGCCGCCCAUCCCUACUCCAUCCCACCCGCGCUUUCUCCUCCCGGGCGGGGACCCUCGGCAAACCCCAAUGGGUCCCUGGAUCGCCAGCGUUCUGGCUGUCGCAGGGCCAGGGCCCUGGGGCCCAGGCUUCUGGCGGCGGAGGCCGCGCCCGCCGUAUUCCCAGCGGGUUCCCGCAAUGGCCCGGGAGAAGCUCGGGGUCAGGGACCGCGGGCGGACAGCAGAGACGAGGCCCAGCUCAUCCCCUCCGCGCCGCCGCGGCCCCCCGCAACUCCACGGCUCGCUGCGCUGCAAAGCCAUGGGAGCUUUCGCUCAGGGGACAGGGAGGAAUUGUAGCCCGAAACAGAAAAAAAGAAGCCCCGCUGGUACUCGGCGCCGGCCGGCAAGCCGACCGAAGCAGCAGCCCCGCUCCGCCCGCGCGUCUCACUCACCCACUCGCCGCUGCCGAGCUUCCACCGCGGGCGAAGGGACCACAACCGCAGCCAGCUCCGGGCUCCGCCCCGGGCCCGCCCCGACCACGCCUCCGGGCCCGCCCCGUGCAGCCCCGCCCCCAGCCUCUCGCGGUCCCAGGUUCCGCAGGCGCCUCUCUGCAGGUCUUCGCGACCUUGUCCCCUCUGUCGUCUUUGGUCACCCUAGUGGAGCAAGCACUGAGCUGAGGCAACCGACACGCACCUCCCUAGUCUGUCUGGGCACCACGCCCACAGAGAAGGAAAGGGCAAUUGGCAGGGAUGACACGACAAACGCCAUCUUUCACGUGGGCGGAACUAGUGUCUGCUUGACGCGCCUUCGCUUCCUAGUGGGACACCAUCACACCUGCUAACUGACCUCUUGCUGAUUCCUUGUUUGGGAAGACUCCAUGCAACUGGACUUUCCAAUGGGAUCUUUUGCUAAAAACCGUCUGCAUUAAUAUUCUGUCCAGCACCAGAUGAACCUGAUCUUGGGCCCUUCUAGUGUGUUCUGUUCUUGUUCAAUCUACUAUCAAGUGUGGUCCUUGUCACUGAAUGUAUAGGGACCACUGCAAAGAGACUGACAUUCUGUAUCCACCACUUCUAAUAAGACCUUAUGUGAAUUCGCUUUCUAAUACAGGUUUUGGUGUCUAAGUCUGAGGGGAUAGAGCACACCAGCUUGUCCAGUGAAAAGGAACUCAGAGCUUGGUGAACUGAGAUGCCAUAAGCUAUCACUCACGUGAAGGAAGGACCUCUGUUAGUCCUCCACCACUGCACCAAACCUUGGUUACAGUUUCGGAGGUCUCUGUUCAGGGUUGCUUGGCUCUCUCCUUGCUUUGGGCCUGUGGCAGCACAGUGCAUCAUGGCAGGAGCACCUGGUGGAGGAAGGCUGUCUGCCUCGCCACAGCUGGGAAGAGAAAGGCAGGCAGAAGGCACUCGGUUCUCAGUAUCUUCUCCUAUGGACACAGCCUAAUGAUGAUCAAGUUUUCAUAGUGUAUAAGAUUUGAUAAUGACAAUUGGUCACUGUGAUCUGGAUUACAUAUUUACUAUAUCAUACUGCUUUCACUCCUAAGUAGACUCCCUAACUACAAAAGGAAAAGGAAGCAACAAACAAGCAAAGGAUAUAAAGCCGUGUAUUAUAAAGCAGGUGUUAUUUUAUGACGGCAGCAGCCUCAUGUGUCUUUGUUCAUUGCACGCCUUCAUUGCACCAUUGUUUGGGGCUUGAGUUAAUCUGCUUUUGCUCUUUCUGUUCAUCAUGACCCUGGCAUAGAGACCAGUGCGCCACAAGAUAUACCAUUGAGCUUUAUAUAUGUAUCCCCUAUGACAUCACGAAACAAAGAAAUCUAAUGAUGCAUUUCUCAGAAUGUGUCCUUGUUGUUAAGCAAUACAUGAGGACAGAUAUUUAACUAGGGGAAAGAUUAGCUGCUUCAAACUUCUUUCUCUUAUCAGGAUUAUAUGCUUAAUAAAUUGUGAGUGAUUAUAGUCCUGGGAUGCAUCUUUAGGAAAUAAGAGACAGAAAGUUAGAUGUAUAAAAUUGUUCAUUGAACCAUUAUUCAAAAUAGCAACACUUUAAAACAACCCAUUGAAUAUUGAUGAUGUCCCCAAAUGGUAGAUAUUUAUACUAUUGAAAAUGACAGUUGAUGACUUUAUAGAAGCUUUCGGUCUACCAUAUAGAGUGCAAUUAAAACACCAUGAUACAGGCAUGUGGCUUUUCCGACCACUGAAACAAAGAUUCAUUGGGCAAGGGAGGAAGUAGGGAGGCAAGCAGAGGGUCUGAGACAAUGUGUAUGCUGGCAUCUCAGUGAAGCUGCUCAUAUGAACAAACGAGAGGCAAGAGAGAUGAGGAACGUUGCAGAGCUCACUCACUAGUGACAACACACUGGUAUCACUGCUGAUCCCAUGAGGAGGUACCGCCAUGGUCUUACAUCUGUUUCCAUAGGCCCUUGCCUACACAAGGUCACAGUUUCAUUGAGAACUUCUGGUAAAUUGGAGCAUUUCAGUUGUUAAUAUAUUCAGAUUAUAUUUUAAAUUCCUCAACAAGGUAUGAUUUAUCUUUUAAAACAAUAGCCCUU
This is a messenger RNA of Mesocricetus auratus (golden hamster), 2609 nucleotides long. Its product is annotated as synapsin-1-like. The transcript is spliced from 2 exons. Bases 162 to 911 code for a protein of 249 amino acids. Lineage: Eukaryota; Metazoa; Chordata; Mammalia; Rodentia; Cricetidae. The record is from RefSeq and is a predicted model, not a curated record.